AGACUACCAUCAGAUGCGCUAGGAUCGAGUGACUCGUGGUAGACCAAUGAUUGUCUUCUUCAUCAAAUCUCACCCUCGAGGGCGUAUGCAAAAAUCACCCCGGACCACCUGAGUCCGUGUUCAUCGGAAAGUCUCAAAGUCUGAUAGCAUGUGUUGGGAGGCAGUGAGCUCGUGGGAACUUCCAUAUAUUCUGUCCUUUCCAUCUGAACUUCUGUGGGUUUAGCAUUGAGAGUUUCUCCCUGUUAUCUCAACUUGAACUAGGGUAUAAGUCACGUGUCAGCACGUUAGAUAAAAUGGAGGGGGCCAGCGUCAAAAUUUCUGCCCCGCCUUCGGCAAGCAGAAAGCCCCACCAAGAGUCUUCUCAAUCUGCGACGCUUCUCAAAGACACUCAAUUGGAACAGCAAUGGCUACAAUUGUUAUUGGAGCCCAAUGGGGCGACGAGGGGAAAGGCAAGCUCGUCGAUAUUCUCUGCCCUACCGUGAAGCUUUGCGCCAGGGCCCAAGGCGGGAACAAUGCCGGACACACUAUAGUCGCGAAUGGGGUUACAUACGAUUUCCACCUUCUGCCUUCUGGAUUGAUCAAUCCCGAAUGCCAGAAUGUGAUUGGGUCUGGAGUUGUGGUUCAUGUCCCUUCCUUCUUCAAGGAGUUAAACGAUCUGGAAGCCAAGGGCUUGAAAGACGUCCGGUCACGCAUCCUCAUCAGCGAUCGAGCACACAUCGUUUUCGAUUUACACCAACUCGUGGACGGGCUCGAAGAAGUUGAAUUGGGUGGAAAGAGCAUCGGUACAACAAGAAAGGGAAUCGGGCCAGCAUAUAGUACAAAAGCGGCACGAAGUGGCAUUCGCAUCUGCGAGGUCUUCAACGAGACGCUCUUUAACCAGAGAUUAAGAGAGCUUGCGGCCGGUUACAAGAAAAGAUACGGUGAUUUGCUGAAGUACGACGUGGAGGAAGAGAUCUCAAGAUUCAAUGAGUACCGGGAAGAGUUGGGCAACUACGUGGUUGACCAAGUCCCUUUGAUGAAAUCUGCGCAAGAUUCAAACUUACCAAUUCUGGUUGAAGGCGCAAAUGCCCUCAUGCUUGAUCUCGACUUCGGCACAUAUCCCUACGUUACAUCGUCCAACACUGGUCUUGGAGGUGUCUUCACUGGACUCGCUCUCAGCCCCACGAAGGUGAAAUCAAUUAUUGGUGUUGUUAAAGCAUACACGACAAGAGUUGGAGGAGGGCCAUUUGCCACUGAAGACCUGGGUGAAGUUGGCACGAUGCUUCAAGAGAUCGGGCGAGAAUGGGGCGUGACCACUGGUCGAAGAAGACGCUGCGGUUGGUUAGACCUGGUAGUCGUCAAGUACUCUGCCGCUAUCAACCACUACACUUCCCUCAACGUAACUAAACUCGAUAUCCUCGACACAUUCCCCACGAUAAAAGUAGCAACAGCAUAUCUCGACCCAACUACAGGCGAAGAACUAGAAUCUUUCCCCGCAAAUCUCGAACUAUUAGCCAACGUAAAGGUAAAAUACGAGGAGCUUAAGGGUUGGGAGAAGCCAACCACAGGAGCCAAAGCCUUCUACGAUCUGCCAAAGGAGGCACGAGCAUACGUCGAAUUCAUAGAAAACUUUGUUGGAAUCAAAGUGCAAUACAUCGGAACGGGGCCAGGUCGGCAGAACAUGAUCACUCGAUGAUUUGGUGCACUCGAAAAGCAUUGAGAGAUGGAUACGCUUCGCGUUUGUGCCACUUUUUGGCUCUCUUGUUUACCUGUGUUUGAACCUUUUUUUAUAGAUAUUUCGUAGAGCAAUGCAAAGUAUAAAUAAAGCUGUAUGGAAUAUUCAGACAAUCUGUAAC
Hyaloscypha bicolor E is the source of this 1835-nucleotide messenger RNA. RefSeq names its product Adenylosuccinate synthetase. Gene Ontology annotation, cellular component: cytoplasm. The transcript is spliced from 8 exons. Bases 404 to 1675 code for a protein of 423 amino acids. Gene Ontology annotation, biological process: 'de novo' AMP biosynthetic process; IMP metabolic process. The record is from RefSeq and is a predicted model, not a curated record. Gene Ontology annotation, molecular function: adenylosuccinate synthase activity; GTP binding. NCBI's taxonomy places the organism in Eukaryota, Fungi, Ascomycota, Leotiomycetes, Helotiales, Hyaloscyphaceae.